GAAUGUCGAAAUUGGACUUGGGGAGAGAACUGCACAGAACCUUGCACCUGUGACUACAAAAAUACAGAGACCUGUGAUAACUAUAAUGGCACCUGUGUCUGUAAGCCAGGCUUUGAUGGUCAGAUUUGUAGUGCUCAAAUAAACCCAUGUUUGCAAACCCCAAAUCCAUGUGGGGAACACAGGGAGUGUUUCUUUUUAAAUGGCAGCUAUGAAUGCAGCAGUUCUUCUGAAUGUGGCAACUGGACAUGGGGCGAUAACUGCAAUAAACUCUGUGGCUGUAAUCAUAACAACACAGAAAUGUGUAGUGCUAAUGGCACCUGUCUUUGCAGACCUGGCUUUAAGGGAGCUUCUUGUCAUGAAGAUGAUGAAUGUGUAGAAUUUAAUCCAUGUGAUCCAAAUGCAGAGUGCAUAAAUACUGAAGGAGGCUUUAGCUGCCAAUGUUUG
This is a messenger RNA of Lymnaea stagnalis (great pond snail), 444 nucleotides long. NCBI's taxonomy places the organism in Eukaryota, Metazoa, Mollusca, Gastropoda, Lymnaeidae. The record is from the annotation of a GenBank genome assembly.